AUGGCGGGAGCAAGGACGACAACGUCGUGGUGCAGCCACUGCGGCGUGGGCCUCGCCGCGCCGCCCGGGUCCGCCUCCAGCGUCCGGUGCGCGUUCUGCCACCGGGUGACGCGCGUCGAGCACCACCGUGGCGUGGGCGAGAGCGCCAUCACGCUGGCGGCCCCGUCGCCGCCGCGUCCGCCGUGCUCUGCGAGGCGCGAGCUUCCGGCGGGAUACCCCAGGGUGAGCGGCAAGAAGCGCGCGCUCCUCGUCGGCGUCAGCUACACGGGCACCCCGCACGAACUCCGGGGCACCGUCAACGACGUCAAGGAAAUGAGGCGCCUCCUCUGCGACAAGUUCGGGUUCCCGAGUGGCUGCAUCCUGGAGCUCACCGAGAAGGAGACCGAUCCGUAUAGGGUGCCGACGCGGGAGAACCUGCUGCUGGCGAUGCGGUGGCUGGUGGAAGGGUGCGCCGCCGGAGAUUCGCUCGCGUUCCACUUUUCCGGCCACGCCGUGCAGAAGCUGGACUCCAACGACGACGAGAUGGAUGGCUACAACGAGGCGCUGUGUCCGGUGGACUUCGAGCAGAGCGGCAAGAUUCUGGACGACGAGAUCAACGAGACCAUUGUCAAGCCGCUCGGCAGGGGCGUGAAGCUUCACGCCAUCGUGGACACCUGCCACAGCGGCACCAUCCUCGACCUCCCUUACCUCUGCCGCCUAUCAAGAACCGGGUAUAGGCAGUGGGAGAAUCACUGCCGCCCUUCGGGGAUGGCAAAGCGCCCGAACGGAGGCCUGGCCAUCUCCAUCAGCGGCUGCAGCGACGACCAGAAGUCCGCAGACGCCAGCGGAUUUUCUGAAUCGGCUUCGAUCGGCGCCAUGACGGACAGCUUCAUCAAAGCCGUGGAGGCUGAGCCCGGGACGACGUACGGGCGCCUGCUGAGCGCGAUGAGGGCGAGGAUCCGCGACGGCCAGGGGAGCCGCCGCCUCGCCGGGCGGUUCGGCUCGUUCGUCCGCAGGAUGAUCCCCUCCAAUAGCGUGGUGCAGGAGCCUCAGCUGUGCUCCUCAGAGCCUUUUGACAUCUACCGGAAGCCAUUCCUCCUUUGAUUGAGAUGCUUGUCCAACAUCUACAACGUACUAAUUCGGGAGUUGAUUCGAGUGUUAUGACGGUGUGCAGCUCGAUCAGCUUGAUGCUGCUUCAAUCAGUGUAACUCUGGCAACAUGUAUUGAUGUAUACUCCGGUCUGGUUAAAAGUUACACCGUCAUCAAAUGGAUGGGGUUGCGUGAAACGCCUUCGGCAUGCGAGCAUAAUCCAUAGUAAACAUCAAACUAGGCUAGCAGUUCGAUGACUAAGGGUGCAUUUUAUUGGAGAACAAUAUUACAUGAGAUAUGACUAUUUAUAUUUUGUUGGA
Molecule: messenger RNA, 1388 nt
Organism: Phragmites australis (common reed)
Lineage: Eukaryota; Viridiplantae; Streptophyta; Magnoliopsida; Poales; Poaceae
Product: metacaspase-1-like
Exons: 5
Coding region: 1-1083 (360 amino acids)
Biological process (GO): proteolysis
Molecular function (GO): cysteine-type endopeptidase activity
Source: RefSeq, a predicted model, not a curated record